Messenger RNA from Schistosoma margrebowiei, 2614 nucleotides. Lineage: Eukaryota; Metazoa; Platyhelminthes; Trematoda; Strigeidida; Schistosomatidae. The record is from the annotation of a GenBank genome assembly.
AUUUGAAUUGCCUGAAUGUAUCGCGUUCAAAAUCAUACACUACCAACUUUUAAUUUCAUUAAUCAGAUUAUCUUGAUCUUACGCUUGUGGCAUCUCCGAUUUUCAUCGAUAACAACUAUUACUGAUUAUUCUCACAUACUGCAUCUAACACUUCCCCAGAACAUAAGUUACCUCCGGACUAAACGGGAACCUACGGAAUACUAAGCGUUACAUGAAAUAAUAUAGCAUGCGUAUAUCAAGAUUAUGUGGUUCUGCAAAUCACUGUGCUCGGAUAUCAACACGCAAAACCAUUUUCGGUGAUGUGAGAGAAUCUCGUAUUGUUUUUUGUAUUGAUACCUCUGGAAGCAUUUACAAAGUGUGGGAUCAGAUUUGCUCUCAUGUUGUCGAACAUUUGUGCAAGAUGGCUAUAAACAACAAAGCCUUGUAUUUUAAUGUUAUAACAUUCGAUGACUAUGUCAAACGCUUCCGAACGAAGCUGGUAGUAGCUUCUUACAUAAAUAUACAGGAGUUAAAUAAGUGGUUAAGAAGUGUAUGUUUUGGGACUAGCUGUUAUGUCUUUCCUGCGUUAUUGGCGUCUUACUCGCAUGUGGAUGCGGAAUGUGUAUUACUAGUCACAGACGGUUUACUGACUAAGGAAUUUUAUGAGAUACAACAAUUAUCCACAGUUUGCAACUCACGUCCCCUCUACUUAACUCUUUUAAUGAAUAAUAUAAAUCCAAAUAACAGAGUUAUUGAACUAGCUUCUAAAUUACUGAUGAUGACGUGUUGUUCGAAGAGCAGACUGAAUGUUAUUACAAUUGCUGUGAGUGGAUGUUUUGUCCAGCUUUCACCAAUUGAAUGGAGUAUCAGAGUUCCUUCAAAACUUUAUGGAUGCCCGAAUUCCUGCUAUAAGUUUGUGCUUGACAGUCUACACAAACUCCCAAAAGAAAUCACAGGUGGAAUAUGUCCUGUUAAAAAUUCACAGACACAUAAUUUGACAUCUCAAGAAGCCAUGAAAGAUAGUGCUUGUCAAGUUUCGAACCCUUCAAGUGAAACACUAUUAACAGACAGUUCCAUUCACCUCCCUAAGAUUAAUGAACAGCAAGUUCAAAGAAGUAAGUUGCUUGAAAUGAAUGACUGUCAAACUCAGACAAUUUCUGGCACGUCAGAAGAAGUAACUACAACGGAUUCAAACCAGUUUAUUACCUCUUCAUCCCAUACAAUGUAUGGUGAAGGUCAUAAUCAUAACUGUAUGUGCAAUUCGUGUCUUGCAUGUGAAUGUUCAGAGGAACAUGCUGGUAAUAAAUUCAAACGAAGCAGAUAUCGUGUCGCUAGAUCUUUUAUAAAUGGUCGCUCACAACUUGAUUGGUGGGCUGAUGAUAUUCGAAUAGCUCCUUCAGCUGGUGCUUUACUUCUGGGUCAUACUGUUUUGGCUCCAAAGUAUAACGAGGGUAGUCGGUUAUUUAUGGGUACUGUACUUUCACAGGUAGAUUACUGCACGUUUAUUAUCUGCUUUGAAGACCCUAAUUCAAAAAUAAAACAUCGUGAAAAUAUUCAAGAAACUCAUGUACAUGAACUACUAUCAUAUUUGGAUUUUCAUCGUCACCCUGUUGAUGCAGGAGAUUUUGUUCUUGUACCUCAGUGUAUAUCUAAUUGCAAGGAAUUAAAUCAUUCCCAAAAGCAUUAUCUUAUUCCUUAUUAUGUUGCGAAAGUUUUAUCUGGUUACGAAUCGCGUUCAUCGAUUAGAAACGUGUCAGAUAAACCUGUAAUGGUAGAAUUUGUCAGACAAGGAAAUAGUGAAACAAUUCCAAGUACUAAUCUUAAAAUUCCAUUCAACACCGCUAUAUGGAUACCUAAUGAUUUAUUUCAAAAGAAUUUCUUAUCAAGUAAAAUCCAGUGGGAAUUUACUCCCACCGAAGAAUCAAAUAUUUCAGAUGCACAAACAGGUUGUACUUUCCCAAAUGGUACCAAUACUACUAGAUUAACAAACAGUGCAGAAAUACCAAACACUGGGAUGGUCAAAUCAAAUGAAAAUAUAUUACGACCAUUCAAUCAGUUAGCUCCAUUUUCUGUCGGUGGUGUUAUUAGCAAAAACAACUCCACUAAUAAUGAUAAUGGAGAAACGAAGAUGAAUUAUGCAUAUACUAAAGAUCAAUUGGACCAGUUGAAGAGUGAAUUUAUUGAUUCAGAUUAUGCUUCAAGUAUGGACGAAGGUGGUAGCAGUAGUAAUCAUCAAAGAAAGAAAAGCUGCAAGUCAGAGUCAAAUAUCUUGUCUGAAGCAUUUCAUGAUUUUCAUUCAGAUAUUGCAAGUCGAUUUGUAGAGAGAAAAAGUUGUGAAUAUGAACGAAUUCGACGUCCUAUCAACGCUGAAGCCUGCAGAAUAUACAACCAGGUGAAAGAUGUUGCAACAUAUAUAGAUCCAGAACUACAAUAUGGGAAAAUGUAUAUUAAAUGGGUAAAAGAUCAAGUUAAGCCUAUGAAUCGGCCAGAAUGGCGGUACUGGGGGGCUAAGCCUAUACCACAACUAACUGCACCUCCAACAUUUGAACCUUUCAAAGAUACGGUUGCCUGGAGUAGGUCAGAUCGUUUAAAAACUACAGUUUUUAAUAUUCAAGACUUUAUUUCGGACAAUUAA